Molecule: messenger RNA, 1023 nt
Organism: Orbilia oligospora ATCC 24927
Lineage: Eukaryota; Fungi; Ascomycota; Orbiliomycetes; Orbiliales; Orbiliaceae
Exons: 2
Coding region: 1-1023 (340 amino acids)
Source: RefSeq, a predicted model, not a curated record
AUGCGCAGUGUUGUUGCCGACACGAUGGUAUCGCUAUUCUCGGUCAUUCUAGCUUUUAGUCUAUCCCUUGUGGCCGGACAAUGGACAGAAACUUUGGCUGAGCUGGGUACCCUCUAUCCUUUUACUCCGCCGCCAGACUGUUCUUUGUUUUCCGCGCGAACUUCAGGGUUUCUUCAAUUUGGCGACACCCGAACGCGAAUUCUCUACUCGACCUCUUUUCAACAGGGUUGUUAUUCUAGCAGAACAAGCUGCUGCCCUAGAAAUUUCGGUCGUGGGUUCUAUAGUCCGGCGAGCGGUUGUCCCCCUGGCUACACAAAGCAUGAGACAAUAACGUUCUCUGGUCGACGGUACAUUGGUUUCACCUACGAGUUAUCUGAGAAGCGAGGAGACGUUUGUUGUCCUAGUGUUGUUGAUCCAGUUACAGAGUACGAAUAUACUCCUGUAUUUGGCAGCUGUGAUGGCUCCUUCAUAAGACUGGUAACAGGGUCAGAAACCUUUGAAUCGUAUUAUGGAGCGAGCGCGAUAGUCGUUGUUACCGAGGCGGGACUCCCCGGAACUACCCCCGCGGAAACGAGCACUACAACAUCUACAUCUUCCAGCUCAGCAACAGUCAGGAGCGGAAGUGAUCGAGAGAUCCCAUCAGAAACCGGUUCAAAAAUUAGUUCUACUUCAGAGACAAGCACUGCACCAAGAACCGAAUCGGAAUUAUCAACUAGCACGGGAUUGAAAACUAGCUCUACAUCAUCUAAUCCGGUACCCUCAAAACCUCUACCGCCUGGAGGCACUGAAGGUGAUUCUAAAACUCCCAACAAUUCAAACAAGAAGGGGUUGUCGACAGGGGCAAAGGCCGGCAUAGCCGUAGGUGUUACAGUCCCGGUUCUAAUAGGGCUUAUCUACGCCGUCUAUUUAUUCAGUCGACGAAGAGGGAAGGCCCCAGUUCCAGCAGCUGUAGAGACCUCAAAGUAUGGAGGAGAAGCUCAGGACGUUGGCUUUGGUGGCAUACACACCGAUAAUAAAAUUUAA